UGGUCGAAUUUGAAAAUAAUUCCUUUUAGUCGUUUUAAAAAUUGCAAAUAAUAUUGUUUAAUAAAAAUAUUAUGGUGUUUAAUGUUGUCGUAUUUUGGAUUGUGUUAAACUGUUAAUGUACCUCGUUUGGAUGCCCAUGAAUUGAUGGUGAAAUUUUGUUCGCGCUCUGACUUUGAUACCAAAUAUCAAUUAGAUUUUUAGUAUCAUGCCGUGGUCCUGGAAAACUGUGAAUCAACUGCACAACGAGGACUUGACUGCCGAUAAGUUUUGGAGCGCUGUAGGUGUGUGGAACAGCAAACCGCAUUUGCUGAUCAAACACUUAAUGGGAGCCGAACAACUUGUUUCCAGUUCAAUAGCCGGUGACUCAAACAAUGUCUUUGAUUUAUUAGCUAAUCAACCAGUCUGUUGGGUGGAAAAUCCACAAGAAACUUAUAAUCGUCUAGGCUUGAAUGUUGGUAAAGAUGUCCAAGUUGAAGUCUGGAAACUGUUGACUAAAAAACCAGUUGAUUGGAAUGAUUAUUUACGUCUAAGUGUUUUUGAUAGAAAAAAUAAUGCUGCUGUGUUUUACGAUUGUUCCCCAAAAAAUGGACACGGGAUGGAUAAAUAUGCUUAUAGUGUUCAAUUUACGGACCAAUUGUUGGAAUUGCAUGUUGCUGUACUAGAAAAUGAAUCCAAAGACCAUCAAAAAACAUUAUAUUGGUUGGCACAUGUAUUUUUUCCAAAGUUUUUCAAAUGGGCUGUUAAUGAUAAAGGGUUUAAACCAGUUGUAUCUUCAUUAUCACAUGUUUGUGUCAAAAUGUACUGUCAAUUGUAUAGUCAGUUGAAAGAAAAAUAUGCUAAAUCAUUAAUGGAUGUUUGGACAGAAGUAACUGACCCCAAAAAGUAUAUACAUAAAGAUAUUGCAACAGCUACGUAUCUGAUAUUAUUGUGGGGAAAUACCAAACAAAAUUUUAUUGAUAUGGGCUGUGGAAAUGGUUUACUUGUGCAUAUACUGAAUAGCGAAGGUUAUAAUGGAAUCGGAUUGGAUGUGAGAUCUCGAAAAAUGUGGGCUCAGUAUCCGCAUUCUACAGUAUUGGAGGUGUCUAAAAUUGAUCCUUCAUCUCCUGAAUGCAAAUUUCCAAAUGUAGAUUGGAUUAUAGGCAAUCAUUCAGAUGAGCUAUCACCUUGGGUACCAGUAAUUGCUUCACGAAGUAAUUAUAGUUGCAAGUUUUUCCUUCUUCCAUGUUGUCCUUUUGAAUUUAAUGGUUCUCGCUAUCAACGCCAAGAUUCAUCCCUCAGUCAAUACCAUGAUUACUUGAAAUAUUUGGAAAAGACAUGCACAAAUGUUUUUAAAUUUAGCAUAAAAAUAGAUCGUCUUCGUAUACCAUCAACAAAACGGACGUGUAUCAUUGGAUGGUCAAAAAAUUAUUUGCCACAAGAAGUGAAUCAAGUGGUGCAAGAUAUUGAAAACUUUGCGCAAUCAAAAUUUGGUGAAAAUGUUCUAUUUGUACCAAGAUCUUCUGAAGAAAGAGUUAGAAACUGUACAAAGUUAGAUAAAGAUUUGGUUAGUAGUGUUGUUGAUUGUGUAGCUAGUGCUUUAAUAAAAAGUGCGGAUGGAUGGGAAUGUCGAAUCACUUUGUCCGAUCUUGCAAAAACAGUAGGUGAAGAACGAUUGAAAAAGUUAAAAAAAGAAUGUGGUGGGUUACAAACCUUGUUAAAGAAUCAUAGGUAUAUAUUUCUAGUAGAGAAAGGAAGCGUUGGAUUUAGAAAACCAGUCAAAAAUAGUGGUAAAAUAUGGAAAAAACAUAAGUGUUGGUUUUAUCAUAAUUAUCCAGAAAAAUGUCCGUUAAACGAAGAUGAAUGUUGUAAUAUACAUUAAUUAGUGAUUAUUAAUUAUGGUAUACUUUGUUAUUUCUAAGUAUCUUAUGAGAUAUUAGUUACAUUUUUCUUACAAAUAAUAUCAUAUAAGAAUUAUAGCUUUCUACAAGCUUAAAUACAUUUUUUAUUCCUAAUAAAAACUUAUUUCUCACUUUUUAUUUAAAAAAAAAUCUUAAAUAUAGCACCCUCAAAAUAAAUAUUUGGAUAU
Sipha flava (yellow sugarcane aphid) is the source of this 2065-nucleotide messenger RNA. RefSeq names its product probable tRNA (uracil-O(2)-)-methyltransferase. The transcript has 4 exons. NCBI's taxonomy places the organism in Eukaryota, Metazoa, Arthropoda, Insecta, Hemiptera, Aphididae. Bases 206 to 1858 code for a protein of 550 amino acids. Gene Ontology annotation, biological process: tRNA methylation. Gene Ontology annotation, molecular function: tRNA (uridine) methyltransferase activity. The record is from RefSeq and is a predicted model, not a curated record.